Molecule: messenger RNA, 573 nt
Organism: Strongylus vulgaris
Lineage: Eukaryota; Metazoa; Nematoda; Chromadorea; Rhabditida; Strongylidae
Source: the annotation of a GenBank genome assembly
AUGACUUCAGCAAUUGGAUGGGGUGGUCAAAAUAUGACAAUUUGUAGGGAUAAAAUCCCUGGUAUGUUCCUGCCAGAGGAUAUUAUGCUGAGAUCUCAAAAUUUUGCGAAAAAAAUUAAAAAUUUCAGAAUCGCAACUCAAUACUGUGUAUAUUACCAAUCGGUUAGUGGUCAAAUGGGUAUGGGCGACGUGUUAAUCAUCGAAACAUUGCAUGCCAUUGGCGUUGGAAUUCUCGUUUUUCGAAUUUUUCCUGACUUGGAUGCUGUAACAGGUAAAUAUACAGUAUAUUUCCUCCAUUUUCAUGCAUGUUUACAUUUUCAUUUAGCUACGGAACUGACAAAUGCGAUGUGUUUCGUUCCGGCGAUUCUGUCUCUUCUCAGUCGCCGCCCUAGCCGAGUUGCCUUCGUACUGGUCAUCGUGGAUAUCGGAGCUAUUGCUGCACAAAAUGUUCAUUCCAAGUUUGGAAAAGCAUUCUGUGGCAAUUCCAUGGUGUUUGUUGCUCAUAUCCUUGGCUUGGUGGCAAAAUUUCGUUCACGACGACUCCAUAUUUCCACCAGUUCGCUCUCUGGCUAA